This is a messenger RNA of Serinus canaria (Common canary), 1520 nucleotides long. RefSeq names its product phosphatidylinositol glycan anchor biosynthesis class H (gene PIGH). Gene Ontology annotation, biological process: GPI anchor biosynthetic process. The transcript has 4 exons. Lineage: Eukaryota; Metazoa; Chordata; Aves; Passeriformes; Fringillidae. The record is from RefSeq and is a predicted model, not a curated record. The coding region runs from base 9 to 584 and encodes 191 amino acids. Gene Ontology annotation, cellular component: glycosylphosphatidylinositol-N-acetylglucosaminyltransferase (GPI-GnT) complex.
UGCCCGGCAUGGCGGAGGAGCGGCGCUUUCUCUCGGCCUCCGGGGUGCCGAUCGCGCUGCGGCGCCGCCAGCACAGCGCGUCCUGCCGGGAGCUGGCGGUGCGCGGCCCCCGCCUGCAGCUGCGCUCGCUCAGUGCCGCCACCUCCGCCGUCUGGCUGGCGGCCUACGGGCUCUUCGCGCUCAGCGAGAGCAGCAUGGUGCUCUCUGCUGCCAUCUUCAUCACGCUGAUCGGCCUGAUCAUUUACCUGCACUUCGUGAAGAUUGACCAGGAAUCCCUGCUGGUCAUUGGCUCACUUGGCAUUCAGGUGACUUCAUCCUAUGCCUCAGGGAAGGAGAGCACAAUCUUCAUUGAGAUGGGUCACGUGAAGGAUGUGGUUAUCAAUGAAGCCAUCCAUAUGCAAAAAGUUAUCUACUACCUGUGUAUCCUCCUCCAGGACCCUGAAGAUCCUCAGGGAGUAUCUGAGGUUGUGCCACUCUUUCAGAGCUCCAAGCCACGACUGGACUGCUUGAUAGAAGUGUACAAAAGUUGUCAAGAGAUCCUGGAGCAGAGGAAGACAGCUCCACAAUCAAGUGAAAUAAAAUAGCUGAAAAAAAGCAGACUUUCAGCAGAACUCAGAGGGACACAUGGAAAAGCAAGCAAAAUUGCCCCAUGAGCAGAAGUUUUUAGGCUCAGACAGAAGAAGCUUCUUCUUGCCUCUCCAGAAAAGAAUUAUGGGGAAAUAGGGCAAAGGGAGACAAGAAAAUGCAUCCAUUUUUUACUGUUUCAUGCAUCUGAAAAUUAUGCUAAAAUUAUAAAAUAACCUUGGCUGGACUGCCAUAAGUAUGCAUUCUUUGGUUUUUAUUUAACCCUUUGUUUGAAAAACACACUUUAAAUACCAAAGCUGAUGUGUGGGAUCAGAUAGUAACUUCCUGAUGACAGGAGAAUUUCAGAAGGACAAAACCAGAAAAUUAAACUGUUGCAUUCAAUUAUGUUUAAUGGAAUAAACAUAAGAGAUCUGAAGACUGACCUCUUCAGGGAUCUGCUUGAAGGAGUCCCAUGUGAUGGGGUCCCAAGAGGGAUCUGAGAAAGCUGAUUGAUAGUCAAGGAUCAUUUCUUCUGAGAUCAAGAACAGUCCAUCCCAAUGAGCAGGAAGUGAAGCAGAAAUACCAGGAAGCCUGCGUGGAUGAGCAAGCUGCUCCUGGCAAUGCUUGAACACAAAAGGGAAGUAUACAGAAGGUGGAAUGUGGGAAGAAUGCAGCAACACUGUUCAAGAUGCAGUUAGAAAAGCUAAAGCCCAGCUGGCAGUGAAUCAGUUGAAGGGUGUCAAAGGCAGCAAGAAUGGUUUCAGUAAGUGCUUAUCUAUCAAAAGGAGCACAGGCAAAAUGUAAACCCAUUGCUGAAUGAGGCAGUGCCUAUUGACAGAAGAAGUGGAAAAGGUGUGGCAUUUAAAGGGCCACAUCAGUUACUCUGAGAAUAUGAGGCACAUGUGUUGUUGAAAAUGAUGGUAAUGACAAUGUGAAUAAAGUUUUAUUAAUCUGUG